Cucurbita pepo subsp. pepo (vegetable marrow) is the source of this 2259-nucleotide messenger RNA. Its product is annotated as putative protein phosphatase 2C 35. Gene Ontology annotation, biological process: protein dephosphorylation. NCBI's taxonomy places the organism in Eukaryota, Viridiplantae, Streptophyta, Magnoliopsida, Cucurbitales, Cucurbitaceae. Gene Ontology annotation, molecular function: protein serine/threonine phosphatase activity; cation binding. The record is from RefSeq and is a predicted model, not a curated record.
AGGCCCAACCCUUCCAUGCACGCACCCAAUCUGCAGUGACUCCCUCUUCGGUUGACGAAACUCAUUUUUCUCCCCAUUAAAACAAAACCCUUCCCUUCACUUCUUCGCCUUUUGCUUUCCUUUCCCAUUUCUUUAAUUUCUUCAUUCUUUGUUCUGCUUUUUCGUUCUUCGCCUUAAUCGCCCAAAAGGGUAAUUCCCAUUCUUCCUUUUUCAAAACCCCAUUGCGGUUGUUUUGCGUCUCUUCCCCUUUUCGAGUUUUUUUUUUUUUUUUUUUCGUUCUUUCUUUCUUGGGUUUCUCUGAAAAUCAUUUUCGUUCGACGGUUUGAGGGGUUGCUUAUCAUUGGACCUGUGGCGACAUUGAGAAUCUGAGAUGCUAUUUUUCUCGUUAGAAACCUGGUUCUUGGCCUGAAUUUCGUUCCUUAUCAUGCGUUUUUCGGAUUUUUCACGGAUGACCCCCACUUUGCGGUCCUGGGUCCUUUGAUUUGCGAUUUCCUCAUCGGCAUUGUAAUCUGGGUCGCUGUAUUUUCUGUGCUUUUCAUCAGCUCUGUUUUCGAUUUCUCUGUUUUAUUACAGAGCAUGGGUUGUGUUCUGGGAAAGUGCUGUACUUGCAAUCGCUACACGGCGUCUUCUGAAAGCGAUAUGGCCCAAUUUUGUGAUGCCUCGCCGUGUGGUUCACGGGGGAAACAUAUACUAACGGGAAGGUCAUUGGAGUGUGUUCGUGUGCCUUCUCACAACUACUAUAUGGAGUACUCGCUCCUGACCCAGCGCGGCUACUACCCUGAUUCCCCUGAUAAAGGAAACCAAGAUAGCGUCUGUGUUAGUACGAAAAUUCGAGGUAACCCAAAUAUCCAUUUCUUCGGUGUUUUUGAUGGGCAUGGUCAAUACGGAUCGGAGUGUUCGAAUUUCGUUAAGGAAAGGGUCGUGCAAAUACUAUGUAAAGAUUCAGCGUUGUCGCAAGAUCCCGUUAGAGCUUAUAAUGCGGCCUUUUUUACCACGAAUGAUGAGUUGCAUAAGAGCAAGAUCGAUGAUUCCUUGAGUGGCACAACUGCUAUUACUGUUCUUGUUGUUGGGAAUAUGCUUUACGUUGCGAAUGUGGGUGAUUCGAGGGCAGUGAUAGCUGUUAAAGAUGGGAAUCGAAUUAUUGCUAAGGACAUGUCCAAUGAUCAAACACCUUUUAGGAAGGAUGAAUGCGAGAGAGUAAAGCUGGCCGGGGCUACUGUGAUGACAAUUGAUCAAAUUGAAGGGCAUAAGGAUCCGGGUAUUCAGAUAUGGGGUGAUGAGGAGAGCCAGGGAAAUGAUCCACCUCGGCUGUGGUUGCCUAAUAGCUUCUAUCCUGGUACUGCAUUCACUCGGAGUGUUGGAGAUAGUACAGCCGAGAAGAUUGGUGUCACUGCUGUCCCUGAGAUUUCAGUACUUCAGCUCACUCAAAACCAUCUUUUCUUCGUUGUUGCAAGCGAUGGAGUGUUCGAGUUCCUUACGAGUCAAGCAAUUGUCGAUAUGGCUGCGAGGUACACCGACCCACGAGAUGCUUGCGCUGCCAUUGCUGGAGAGUCAUACAAGCUAUGGUUGAGGCAUGAAAACCGGACAGAUGAUAUAACAAUCAUCAUCGUUCACAUCAAAGGCAUCUCUGAUGCAGAUGCUGUUGCAACUGCUGGGCUGAACGGGGUCCAUUCAAGGCAUAGAAUUAUCGAGCGGGGAACCUCCGAGAGAUCAGCCUUUGCUGGAAGUUCGGAGGCCUUUCGAUCCAUCAGAAGUGAUUUCUCAGAUGCGUCAAUCUCCCAGCAUCAUGUGGGUUUGAUGCACAGAAGCACAGCAAUUGUAGUUCCAUCUCCUUCUCAGCACCGACCAUUGGAAGUGGAAGUGGGCUAAGGGUAUGUCAUGUCAUCCCCUUGCUGCCGAAAAAGUUGCUCGUUUCAUCGGUCACGAAAAUCCUUGUAACCACAAGAGUACGUAUGUCCAAGGAAGAACAAUAUGUUGCCUGCUCCUCUAUCCUAUCUUAGAGUUGCUUCGAGUUGAUUGAAUCAUAUUAUGGUAUACACAGAAAUGGCGACCCAACCGACGUGUGAGAGAAAUCAAUGACGUUUCCCAUUGAACGGAAUUCAGAGAGGAAAAUUGACAUAAAAAUAUACAUUCACGUCCCGAAAAUAAUAUAUUUUUUUUCACUAAUUAGGAAUGUAUUAUUUUAAGUAUUUAGACGCAUAUAAUGGUACUGUAAAAUAAUAUUCUUUCAUCAAAUAAAAAUAUUCACAAAAUUUAUUA